Messenger RNA from Nannospalax galili (Upper Galilee mountains blind mole rat), 2986 nucleotides. It is a transcript of the gene Map3k8, whose product is annotated as mitogen-activated protein kinase kinase kinase 8. The record is from RefSeq and is a predicted model, not a curated record. Lineage: Eukaryota; Metazoa; Chordata; Mammalia; Rodentia; Spalacidae. Bases 637 to 2040 code for a protein of 467 amino acids. Gene Ontology annotation, biological process: protein phosphorylation. The transcript is spliced from 10 exons. Gene Ontology annotation, molecular function: protein kinase activity; ATP binding.
CGCCCUGGGGCCGGGAGGGUGGGAGGACGGAAUUUCCCUGCGCGGGGGCUGCGGCGUCCCCGGCCACCCGGCGGGCCCUUUCUGUUUACGGAGAGAAAGGGGAAAUGGAAAAGGCGGGGAGGCAGUUGGCGUCGGCUGCACAGCCCGGGGUCGGUUCAGACGCGCGGAGUCCCGGGCACGCCGCGUAUCCCUCCUCCCGGUGCCGGAUCCGGGGUCCUGCACCUGCGGUCGGCGCCCGGGGCCCCGGCGUGCCUGGCUCCCGCAGGCGGGCCACGCGCUACGCACCGGGGACGCGCGGAGCGUUCAGGGAAGACGCGAGCGGCCGGCUUCCAGCAGGCCCUGGAAAGCACCUUGCGCAAGGCCUCGGGAGGUGUGGACUCGCGGCUCCUCCCCCUUCCUCCUUCUUCCCGGAUCCCCGGCGACCGGACAGUGCUCGCCUGGGCUGUGGCAGGAGAAGCGGAGACCCGCUGUCACCGCGCCUCCUGCGGGGGACGCUACCCCGACAGCUGCACUCCGGUUGCUGAGUCCGGGUUGGUUGAUCGAGGUGUUCCCUGGAGAUGUGUGCUUUGUACUAUCAAAGAAUUCAGGUCUCAGGAGGGGACUGGUGACUCACAGACUCCAGCAGGGACCACAGUGAUGGAGUACAUGAGCACCGGAAGUGAUGAGAAAGAAGAUAUUGAUUUAUUAAUUAAGCAUUUAAACAUGUCAGAUGUCAUAGACAUAAUGGAAAACUUUUAUGCAAGUGAAGAGCCAGCAGUGUACAAGCCCAGUCUGAUGACCAUGUGUCCGGACAGCAUUCAAAACAAGGAGCGAUCAGAGUCGCUACAUCGGAGUGGCCAGGAGGUGCCAUGGCUCUCGUCUGUCAGAUAUGGGACUGUGGAGGACCUGCUUGCCUUUGCAAACCAUAUAUCCAAUACUGCAAAGCAUAUUUAUGGACAUCAACCACAAGAAUCUGGAAUUUUAUUAAAUAUGGUAAUCACUCCCCAGAAUGGACGCUACCAAAUCGACUCAGAUGUUCUCCUCAUACCUUGGAAGCUGACUUACAGGAACAUUGGCUCUGAUUUCAUUCCUCGGGGGGCCUUUGGAAAAGUGUACUUAGCACAGGACAUAAAGACCAAGAGCAGAAUGGCAUGUAAACUGAUCCCUGUUGAUCAGUUUAAGCCAUCUGAUGUGGAGAUCCAGGCUUGUUUCCGGCAUGAGAACAUUGCUGAAUUAUAUGGUGCUGUCCUGUGGGGCAACACUGUUCAUCUCUUCAUGGAAGCAGGCGAGGGAGGAUCUGUUCUAGAGAAGUUGGAGAGCUGUGGGCCCAUGAGAGAAUUUGAAAUCAUUUGGGUGACAAAGCAUGUUCUCAAGGGACUUGAUUUUCUGCACUCCAAGAAAGUGAUCCAUCAUGAUAUUAAGCCUAGCAAUAUUGUUUUUAUGUCUACAAAAGCUGUUUUGGUGGAUUUUGGCCUCAGUGUUCAAAUGACUGAAGAUAUCUAUUUUCCAAAGGACCUCCGAGGAACAGAGAUUUACAUGAGCCCUGAGGUGAUCCUGUGUAGGGGCCAUUCCACAAAAGCUGACAUCUACAGCCUGGGGGCAACACUCAUCCACAUGCAGACUGGUACCCCACCCUGGGUGAAGCGCUACCCUCGCUCUGCCUAUCCUUCCUACCUAUACAUAAUCCACAAGCAGGCGCCUCCUCUGGAAGACAUUGCUGAGGACUGCAGUCCGGGCAUGAGGGAGUUGAUUGAAGCUGCCCUGGAGAGGAACCCCAACCACCGCCCAAGAGCAGCAGAACUACUGAAACACGAAGCCCUGAACCCCCCCAGAGAGGACCAGCCCCGCUGCCAAAGUCUGGACUCUGCCCUCUUUGAAAGGAAGAGGCUGCAGAGCAGGAAGGAGGUGGAGCUUCCUGAAAACAUUGCAGAUUCUUCAUGCACUGGCAGCACCGAAGAGUCUGAGAUGCUCCGGAGACAGCGUUCUCUCUACAUAGACCUCGGAGCACUGGCUGGCUACUUCAACCUUGUUCGGGGGCCACCAACCCUCGAAUACGGCUGAUAGAUGGCUUUGUCAUUGGCAAACUAAGACGGCACUUAUUUCCUGGAUGUUAGCUCUGCAGACCCCACACUGGUUACCCCACACUGGUUCUGGAUGGUGAAAUUUACCCUUUUUUAGGGGACAGUGAAUCUCCAAUGACACAUGGAUAUCACUCCAGGGACCCCAUUUGUGCAGCUGCUCUGGCACAUGCCAGGGCUCAAGGUUCUCAUUUCUCAGGUGGUGGGACUGGAAGAAAGAGAGGAGAGUUCAGGGAAGAAUCUUUUCUGGUGACUGAGUCCAUCCACUGUGCACUUUGCUGGACAUUUUUAAAAAUAGCACUCACAGGAUAUUAACCUAAAAUUCAUGUUCUUGGUUCUUAUUUAACUAUGAGAUCUUCAUUUAACUCAGUUGAGUUGUGUUGUGUAUAUUUGUGUAUAUUAUAUGGCAAGUCUUUGAACCUCGGAGGGUAGAUUCUAGCCUAAGUAAAUUCUUGUAUUUUGGGUGAAUAGAACUUUAAUACUGUAGCAAUAAACUGCACUAGUGUCUUAUGAAUGGCCAAUUCCCUCAGAGCCACCUGACAACAGACCACUAGUGACGGUUUCUGUUCUGUUCCUAUGGAAACACUGUGUACUGUACAUGCUAUGCUUAAAACAUUUAAAACGUCGUGUUUUAAAUGUGGAUAGAACUGUGUAAACCACAUAAUUUCUGUACAUCCCAAAGGAUGAGAAGUGUGAACUUUAAGAAAAUGGAAACUUUUAUAAAUUCUUGGUGAUCUACAUUUGUAAUCAAUAAGACUAUUUUCUUUAAAGCAUUUGUAUAUUAAAAUGGCAUACUGUGUAUGUUUUAUUCCAAAUGCCUAUGUGAGUCUUUCUUAUACAUAUAUUUUUAGCAUUGUAAAGUAUGUGAAUAUUCUUACUUAAAGUGUCUUUUUUACAUUAUGCAAAUUAAACCCAACACUUUAGCCCAA